Molecule: messenger RNA, 1295 nt
Organism: Harmonia axyridis
Lineage: Eukaryota; Metazoa; Arthropoda; Insecta; Coleoptera; Coccinellidae
Product: translocon-associated protein subunit alpha
Exons: 5
Coding region: 205-1110 (301 amino acids)
Cellular component (GO): endoplasmic reticulum membrane; endoplasmic reticulum
Source: RefSeq, a predicted model, not a curated record
UCGUUACCGAGUAGAUAUGCCAUGUGUACAAAUAACUUCCACGUAUCUCCAACUUUCCCGGUGGGAUAAGUUGAAGUAGGUGAAAGAACGACGGAGACGUUUCAAGAUUUCAUAUUUCGUCGAUAACUUGUGCUUGUUUCAUGUAUAUUGCAGAUAUUUAAAUUAUUUUGUAGAACAGUUGGGAUACAGUUGUAGUGAUUAAAAAUGUUUAAUAUGAAAUUUUUAUUCCUCUUUGGCUUGGUUGUCUUACCAGCGGUUAUUUUCACAUUUGAUAAUGGAAAUAAAAUUAUGACCUAUGCUGAGGAGGACUUGACUGAAGAUGAAGCAGAUGUUGAAGGAGAAGUCGAUAUUGAAGAAGUAGCUGGAACAGAUGAAGAGGACGAAGAAGAGCCAACAACUGCAUCCCCUGAUGCAGAAACCAGUUUACUCUUUGUAAAACCAAACAGUGUUCCAGGAUCACAACUAGAACUACCAGCUGGUGUUCCUGUUGAAUUUCUUGUUGGAUUCCGUAACAAGGGAGAGCAGGAUUUCGUUAUAGAAAGCUUGAGAGCUUCAUUCCGCUAUCCAAUGGACUUCAACUUCUACAUUCAGAAUUUCUCAGCAAUUGGAUAUAACAAGGAGAUAGCUUCGUUACAAGAAGCAACUUUUGCGUAUAGUUUCAUUCCUGCUGAAACUUUUGCUGGAAGACCUUUUGGAUUGAAUAUAAAUUUGGCUUAUAGAGAUGGUGCUGGCAAUUCUUUCCAAGAAGCAAUCUUCAAUGAAACUGUUCAAAUCAUUGAAUUGGAAGAAGGAUUGGAUGGUGAAACUUUCUUCCUUUAUGUCUUCCUGGCUGCAGGUGUUAUCUUACUAUUAGUUAUAGGUCAACAAACUUUGUUAUCAGUCGGUAAAAAACGCACAAGCCGAAAAUCUGCACCUGUAGAAACAGGAACGAGCAAUCCAAAUAAUGUUGAUUAUGACUGGUUGCCACAGCAAACCUUAGUUAAUUUGAAUAAAGAAAAACAACAAAAAUCGCCAAAGCAGCAGAAAUCACCUAAACAACCAAAAUCUCCUAAACAGCAAGUGCAAACUCCCAGACAGCGAAAAGUAAAGAGAUCAACUGGUUCAGAGUAAAGAAGAACAAAAUUCUUUUGUGAAUUGAUACUGAGAUUUAUGGAACAAAUUGAAAAGUUUGCAGGUGUUGUGAUUAGUGUCGGAUUUUUGAGACAUAUAUUUGGACUGUAAUCUGUAAAUACAGUUGGUUUUCUAUUUAUUAUUUUUCAAUUUGUUCAUUAAUAAAGUGAACAUUUUUUUUCUAA